AUGAAUAAAAAACACCAAAAAUCCAGUAGUGGUACAUAAAAUCGUGAUGGCAAGGCUUAAUGUAAGAAGCAGCAGCAAAAGGAGGGUUUUAGAUGGUGUUUUGAAGUUGAAGAGUGUGUUUGAAAAGCUUCAGAAGAGUCUUUUAUUGCGCAGAAAUAAAUCAAGUUCUUCCUAUUAUGGAGAUUAUGACACAACAGCGUGUGUGCUAGAAGGACAUUUUGCAGUGAUUGCUGAGCAUGAAAAGGAGACAAUAAAGAGAUUCUUGGUGCCAUUGAGCUACUUAAGAAACUCAACAUUCUUGGGUCUAUUGGAACAAGCAGCAGAAGAGUAUGGGUUUGAUCAACAUGGUGCACUAACGAUUCCUUGCAGGCCUAGUGAACUUGAGAGGUUAUUAUUGGCUCAGCAACGGAAAGGAAGAGAGAGAUUCUUCUGAAACUGCAUGCAACAAAACCAUGGCUGAAAACUACUGAUAUCUAUUGCCCGGACUAAAAGGAAAAAAAAAAAAAGCUGCUGAUAUAUAUCGAGCCUAUUACUAAAAAAAAAGAAGAUUUUAUUAGGAUGUGUUUAAUAUUUUCAUUGAAAGUUUAGUUCAGAGGAAGACACGUCCAUGCAAGAUUAGAAAAGAGUAUCAGCCUCAACGAGGAUUAAUUAAUAUAGAGUGAAAUCAAAUCCAACUCACAUCUGAGAUGAGUAGAAGACUCGAUCAAAUGUGUCAACCCUUUAGUAUUAGGAAAUGUUUAUUGGUAAGUUCUACCAUGCUAUGUGCAUUUCAGAAGGUGUACAAA
Glycine soja is the source of this 785-nucleotide messenger RNA. Its product is annotated as auxin-responsive protein SAUR71-like. The transcript has a single exon. Gene Ontology annotation, biological process: response to auxin. The record is from RefSeq and is a predicted model, not a curated record. The coding region runs from base 47 to 433 and encodes 128 amino acids. NCBI's taxonomy places the organism in Eukaryota, Viridiplantae, Streptophyta, Magnoliopsida, Fabales, Fabaceae.